Molecule: messenger RNA, 993 nt
Organism: Meloidogyne enterolobii
Lineage: Eukaryota; Metazoa; Nematoda; Chromadorea; Rhabditida; Meloidogynidae
Source: the annotation of a GenBank genome assembly
AUGGAUACUGCUAACCAAUAUGUAAAAUUAAAUGUAGGUGGAGCACUUUUUCAUACAACAUUGGGUACUUUACUUAAAUAUGAUUCAAUGUUUAAAGCAAUGUUUUCUGGACGGAAUGAGGUUUUUCGUGAUUCUGAUGGUUAUGUGCCUAUUGAUCGUUGUGGAAAACAUUUUGGAUUGAUCCUAAAUUUUAUGAGAGAUGGAACAGUUCCGUUACCAGAUUGUCGUACUGAAGUUCAGGAGAUUAUUAUUGAGGCUAAAUUUUAUUUGAUUCAGGAAUUGGUAAGCUUGUGUGAAUCUUGGUUUAUAAACAUGGAAAAAGCUCAAGUUGAGCCAAUUGGUGUUUGUCAAGUACCUGUGGUUAUGUCAAAGAAACAGGUUGAACGAAUUUGGCAAAGCUCUACGGGUCGUCCAGUAAUUGAAUUGCUUCUAAACCGAAAUAACAACAAAUAUAGUUAUAAUACAAGUUCUGAUGAAAACUUUCUUCGUAAUCAAGAGCUUUUUGAUAAAUUAUUGUUGCGCUUUAAUUCUUCUAAAAAUAAUAAUGUUCUCUUCAUUAAAAAUUUGGGUAUUGGCAGUCCAGAAAUUUGUCAAUGGACUUUUUAUGGAAAUGCUAGCCGUAAAGUUGAGAUUUCUUGUACUUCAAUUGUUUAUACUCCAGAAAAGAAACAAACAAAAGUUGAAUUUCCAGAAGCACGUAUAUACGAAGAAACAUUAAAUGCUCUUUUAACUUUUGGGGGUUGUACACAUUGUAAGAAUGAUGAUCCUUCUAUUCAACAAAAACCGUCAUCAACUGAAUCUGCUCGUCGUGGCUUGGGACAAAUUGUUUUACUCCCAGCAAAAAAUACUUGGCGUAUUGGUGGACGUAAUUUGAGCGGUGUAGAUGAUAAUACAAAUGAUCAAGGAGGAGGUCCGUCAGUUUCUGGUCACAAUUCUCACAAUAAUCAACAAAUUUGUGGGAAAGGAAAUAAUAAUGAUGAGGAGUCUGGUUAA